AUGUGCAAGAGACAACAGAAUGCCCCCACUCAUCUAAUGGCGCAGAAGCCGAAUGUGCUCAUGUUCAAGUUCCUGGUAUGUAAGCGAGUGCAUAGUGAAUGCAGUGAUUACUUAGGACAUUCUUUUCAGCGGUGCGAUGUCCAGUGCGCCUACGCCGUGUUCUUCACUAGUGACGCGGCCCUCCGACGCGACUGGAGUCCGGUGCGCAUGCCCGGGAACACUGUUUCUCGGUCCUGCGCAGAUGGACGUAGACGCCGGAAGUGGGGCCAGCUUUUGUUCCGGCGGGCAUGGCGCAGGCGCCGACGGAAUCUCCACACCGCUCAACAACCUGGAGAAAACAAGUGGUGCAACCUUAACUGCAACCUUACGAGUGAAAAUAAUACUUCUGUCACCAAUCCCAAUACUAGCACCAUUGAACAAAAACAUACUACAGUCGUCUUCCCUCUUACUAGUGCCAUACCUGAAGAAAAUAAUACUACAUUUAACAUUCAGACCACCCCUGAAAAAUAUACUACAGUCAUCUACCCUCUUACUAUAUCAGAGGAAAAUACUUCUACAGUCACCAUUCAGACCACCAACAACAUCGACAAGCAAGAAAAUACUACCGCCUUUUUCCCUGUUACAAGUGACAUAGUUGAGGAUAACAAUACUACCUUCAACAUUCAGACCACCACAGAUCAAGAACAUACUUCAGAUGUCUUCCCUGUUUCUAGUGCCUCACCGGAAGACAAUAAUACGGCAAAUACUUUUCUGACCACCAGCAGCAUCAAUGAACAAGAACAUACUACAGCUUUUUCCCCUGUUACUACAACAAACACAGUGACAAUGACAACAAGAAAAUGCAAACAUUCCACUACUUCCACUACCCACUCUUCAACCACUCCGGAGAAGACCACCUCUUCUACUACUAGUAAUCCCCCUACCUCGAUAAGCACCUCUACAAGAGCAACUAGUAACACAAUUAGCAAAAGCACCAAUGAAGUCAGUUCCACGGUAAAGCCUACUGUCACUAUCAACGAACAGUCAAAUAGUACAGUGUCUCUUCCACAUACAACUUCUGUUACGGAAACAACUCAUUCCAUAAUGACUGAAUCUAGAACUAUAUUUACUGAUGAAACUAGCAAAACCGUAAUCCCUAAUACUAGAAACAAUCCCACUGAGGGUACUACACUUACAUAUAACCCUAUGACUAGCAACAACCUGGAGAAAACAAGUGGUGCACCUUUAACUGUUACGAGUGAAAAUAAUACUUCUGUCACCAAUCCCAAUACUAGCACCAUUGAACAAAAACAUACUACAGUCGUCUUCCCUCUUACUAGUGCCAUACCUGAAGAAAAUAAUACUACAUUUAACAUUCAGACCACCCCUGAAAAAUAUACUACAGUCAUCUACCCUCUUACUAUAUCAGAGGAAAAUACUUCUACAGUCACCAUUCAGACCACCAACAACAUCGACAAGCAAGAAAAUACUACCGCCUUUUUCCCUGUUACAAGUGACAUAGUUGAGGAUAACAAUACUACCUUCAACAUUCAGACCACCACAGAUCAAGAACAUACUUCAGAUGUCUUCCCUGUUUCUAGUGCCUCACCGGAAGACAAUAAUACGGCAAAUACUUUUCUGACCACCAGCAGCAUCAAUAAACAAGAACAUACUACAGAUUUCUCCCCUGUUACUAGUGCCAUACCUGAGGAAAAAAUUUCUACACUCAACAUUCAGACCACCCCUGAUCGAGAAUACACUACAGACAUCUUUCCUGACACUAGUGCCAUACAGGAGGAAAACUAUACAACAGUCAACAUUCAAACCACCAGCAACAUCCCGGAGCAAGAACAUACUACAGAAUUUAUUCCUGAUACUAGUGUCUUGCCCAAUGAAAACAAUACUACAGUCAACAUUGAGACCACCAGCAUCAUCACUGGUCAAGAAGACACUACAGAUGUUUUCCCGGUUACUAGUGCCAUACCAGAAGAAAAUAAUUCUACGAUCACUAGUCUGCCCAUCAGUAACAUCACUGAUCAAGAACAUACUACAGACUUCUUCCCGGUUACUAGUGCAGUACCAGAGGAAAACAAUACUACACUCAACAUUGAGACCACCCCUGAUCGAGAAUACACUACAGACAUCUUUCCUGAUACUAGUGUCAAACAGGAGGAAAACUAUACAACAGUCAACAUUCAAAUCACCAGCAACGUCCCAGGGCAAGAACAUACUACAGAAUUUACUCCUGAUACCAGUGCCUUACCUGAGGAAAACAAUACAACAUUGAACAUUUAUACCACCAGCAACAUCCCAGAGCAAGAUCAUACUACUGACGUCUUUCCUGAUACUAGUGCCACACCCCAGGAAAACAUUACGACACUCAACAUUGAGACCACCAGCAUCAUCACUGGUCAAGAAGACACUACAGAUGUUUUCCCUGUUACUAGUGCCAUACCAGAAAAAAAUAAUUCUACAAUCACUAUUCUGCCCACCAGUAACAUCACUGAUCAAGAACAUACUACAGACUUCUUCCCUGUUACUAGUGCAGUACCAGAGGAAAACAAUACUACACUCAACAUUCAGACCACCCCUGAUCAAGACUAUACUACAGACAUCUUUCCUGAUACUAGUGUCAAACAGGAGGAAAACUAUACAACAGUCAACAUUCAAAUCACCAGCAACAUCCCGGAACAAGAACAUACUACAGAAUUUAUUCCUGAUACUAGUGCCUUGCCCAAUGAAAACAAUACUACAGUCAAUAUUGAGACCACCAGCAUCAUCACUGGUCAAGAAGACACUACAGAUGUUUUCCCUGUUACUAGUGCAUUACCAGAAGAAAAUAAUUCUACAAUCACUAUUCUGCCCACCAGUAACAUCACCGAUCAAGUACAUACUACAGACUUCUUCCCUGUUACUAGUGCAGUACCAGAGGAAAACAAUACUACACUUAACAUUGAGACCACCCCUGAUCAAGAAUAUACUACAGACAUCUUUCCUGAUACUAGUGUCAAACAGGAGGAAAACUAUACAACAGUCAACAUUCAAAUCACCAGCAAUGUCCCAGGGCAAGAACAUACUACAGAAUUUACUCCUGAUACCAGUGCCUUACCUGAGGAAAACAAUACAACAUUGAACAUUUAUACCACCAGCAACAUCCCAGAGCAAGAUCAUACUACUGACGUCUUUCCUGAUACUAGUGCCACACCCCAGGAAAACAUUAUGACACUCAACAUUGAGACCACCAGCAUCAUCACUGGUCAAGAAGACACUACAGAUGUUUUCCCUGUUACUAGUGCCAUACCAGAAGAAAAUAAUUCUACAAUCACUGUUCUGCCCACCAGUAACAUCACUGAUCAAGAACAUACUACAGACUUCUUCCCUGUUACUAGUGCAGUACCAGAGGAAAACAAUACUACACUCAACAUUCAGACCACCCCUGAUCGAGACUAUACUACAGACAUCUUUCCUGAUACUAGUGUCAAACAGGAGGAAAACUAUACAACAGUCAACAUUCAAAUCACCAGCAACAUCCCGGAGCAAGAACAUACUACAGAAUUUAUUCCUGAUACUAGUGUCUUGCCCAAUGAAAACAAUACUACAGUCAACAUUGAGACCACCAGCAUCAUCACUGGUCAAGAAGACACUACAGAUGUUUUCCCUGUUACUAGUGCAUUACCAGAAGAAAAUAAUUCUACAAUCACUAUUCUGCCCACCAGUAACAUCACCGAUCAAGAACAUACUACAGACUUCUUCCCGGUUACUAGUGCAGUACCAGAGGAAAACAAUACUACACUUAACAUUGAGACCACCCCUGAUCGAGAAUACACUACAGACAUCUUUCCUGAUACUAGUGUCAAACAGGAGGAAAACUAUACAACAGUCAACAUUCAAAUCACCAGCAACGUCCCGGGGCAAGAACAUACUACAGAAUUUAUUCCUGAUACCAGUGCCUUACCUGAGGAAAACAAUACAACAUUGAACAUUUAUACCACCAGCAACAUCCCAGAGCAAGAUCAUACUACUGACGUCUUUCCUGAUACUAGUGCCACACCCCAGGAAAACAUUAUGACACUCAACAUUGAGACCACCAGCAUCGUCACUGGUCAAGAAUAUACUACAGACUUCUUCCCUAUUGCUAGUGCCAUACCAGAAGAAAAUAAUUCUACAAUCACUAUUCUGCCCACCAGUAACAUCACCGAUCAAGAACCAACUACAAACUUCUUCCCUGUUACUAGUGCCAUACCAGAGGAAAACAAUACUACAAUUUCUAUUAAAACCACUAAUAUCCCUGACCAAGAUCAUACUACAGACUUCUUUCCUGAUACUAGUGCCACAACCCAUGAAAACAAUACUACAGUCAACAUUGAGACCACCAGCAUCAUCACUGGUCAAGAACACACUACAGAUGUUUUCCCUGUUACUAGUGCCAUACCAGAAGAAAAUAAUUCUAAAAUCACUAUUCUGCCCACCAGUAACAUCACCGAUCAAGAACAUAUUACAGACUUAUUCCCUGUUACUAGUGCAGUACCAGAGGGAAACAAUACUACAACUUCUAUUAAAACGACUACUAUCCCUGACCAAGAUCAUACUGCCGACUUCUUUCCUGAUACUAGUGCCACACCCCAGGAAAACAUUACGACAUUCAACAUUGAGACCACCAGCAUCAUCACUGGUAAAGAAUAUAGUACAGACUUCUUCCCUGUUACUAGUGCCGUACCAGAGGAAAAGAAUACUACAAUUUCUAUUAAAACCACUAAUAUCCCUGACCAAGAACAUACUACAGACUUCUUUCCUGAUACUAGUGCCACAACCCAGGAAAACAAUACUACGUUCAACAUUGAGACCACCAUCAUCAUCACUGGUCAAGAAGACACUACAGAUGUUUUCCCUGUUACUAGUGCCAUACCAGAAGAAAAUAAUUCUACAAUCACUAUUCUGCCCACCAGUAACAUCACCAAUCAAGAACAUACUACAAACUUAUUCCCUGUUACUAGUGCCGUACCAGAAGAAAACAAUACUACAAAUUCUAUUAAAACCACUAAUAUCCCUGACCAAGAACAUACAACAGGUGUCUUUUCUGAUACUAGUGCUGCACAGGAGGAAAACUAUACAACAGUCCACAUUCAGACCACCAGCAACAUCACGGAGCAAGAACAUACUACAGACUUCUUCCCUGUUACUAGUGCCGCACCACGAGAAAACAACACUACAAUCCCUAUUAAGAGCACCAAUAUCCCUGAGCAAGAACAUACUACAGACUUUUCUUUUACUAGCAUUGCAACAGAAGAUAACAAUAUUACAAUGACCACUCCAAGUAGUAGCACCAAAGAGCAUAUGACAGACUGGAAUACGACUGGAAACCAAACAGAAAAUUAUUAUACUACAAAAAACCUCCCUGACACAACUAGUAAUGAAGCCAUUACUCUCACUGAAAGAACUAGCAAAGAGGAAACAACCGCAGUCUUCACUUCUCUUGCUAACAAUGUAACUGAGCCAUCCAUAGUCUCUGCUACUACAGAGGCCCGAACAAAUAACACCCUGACAACAAUCCAUAAGGUGUCCACCACUCAGCCAACUAGUAUGUUACUGACCUCUAGUUUGAUUGCUACAACAACCCCUGAAAUAACAGUAUCCAAGACCACAGCUGUCACAAAGUCAACAACUCUUCUGCUACCACCAGCUUCUGCUGAUAUUACAGCUAGAGUUACUACAACCACUUCAAGCACAACAGGUACCACCCAGACAACAACCCCUGAGAUGCCCACUACUCAACAAAUGUCCGCUGAUACUACAAAUACAAAAACAAUCCCUGAGAUACCUACUACACAGCCAAUAGUAACUACAACCACUCCAAGCACAACAACAAAUACCACCCAGACAACAAACCAUGAGAUGCCUAUUACUCAGACGACUUCUCCUGAAACUACAACUAAAGUAACUACAACUACUCCAAGCACUCAAACUACCAUCCCGAUAACAACCUCUGAGAUCUCCACUACUAAGCAAACUUCUACUGAUACUACAACUACAGUUACUACAACCACUCCAAGCACAACAACUACCACCCAGACAGCAACCAGUGAGAUCCCCACUACUGAGCCAACUUCUCCUGUUACUACAACUACAGUUACUACAACCACUCCAAGCACAACAACUACCACCCAGACAACAACCAGUGAGAUCCCCACUACUGUGCCAACUUCUCCUGUUACUACAACUACAGUUACUACAACCACUCCAAGCACAACAAUAACUAUCACACAGACAACAACCAGUGAGAUCUUCACUACUGAGCAAAAUUCUCCUGUUACUACAGCUACAGUUACUACAACCACUGAAGGCACAACAACAACUACCACCCCGACAACAACCAGUGAGAUACCCACUACUGAACCAACUUCUCCUGUUACUACAACUACAGUUACUACAACCACUGAAGGCACAACAACAACUACCACCCCAACAACAACCAGUGAGAUCCCCACUACUCAGCCACCUUCUCCUGUUACUACAACCACUCCAAGCACAACAACUAUCACCCAGACAACAACCAGUGAGAUCCCCACUACUGAGCCAAAUUAUCCCAUUACUACAGCUAUAGUUACUACAACCACUGAAGGCACAACAACAACUACCACCCUGACAACAACCAUUGAGAUCCCCACUACUGAGCCGACUUCUCCUGUUACUACAACUACAGUUACUACAACCACUGAAGGCACAACAACAACUACCACCCCAACAACAACCAUUGAGAUCCCCACUACUGAGCCGACUUCUCCUGUUACUACAACUACAGUUACUACAACCACUGAAGGCACAACAACAACUACCACCCCAACAACAACCAGUGAGAUCCCCACUACUGAGCCAAAUUCUCCUGUUACUACAGCUACAGUUACUACAACCACUGAAGGCACAACAACAACUACCACCCUGACAGCAACCAGUGAGAUCCCCACUACUGAGCCAAUUUCUCCUGUUUCUACUACUACAGUUAUUACAACCACUCCAAGCACAACAACUACCACCCAGAUAACAACCAGUGAGAUCCCCACUAUUCAGCCAACUUCUCCUGUUACUACAGCUACAGUUACUACAACCACUCCAAGCACAACAACCACCACCACCCCGACAACAACCAUUGGGAUCCCCACUACUGAGCCAAAUUCUCCUGUUACUACAGUUACAGUUACUACAACCACUGAAGACACAAGAACCACUACCACCCCGACAACAACCAAUGAGAUCCCCACUAUUGAGCCAAAUUCUCCUGUUACUACAGCUACAGUUACUACAACCACUGAAGACACAACAACCACUACCACACCGACAACAACCAGUGAGAUCCCCACUACUCAGCCAACUUCUCCUGUUACUACAACUACAGUUACUACAACCACUGAAGGCACAACAACAACUACCACCCCGACAACAACCAGUGAGAUCCCCACUACUCAGCAAAUUUCUCCUGUUACUACAACCACUCCAAGCACAAUAACAAUCACCCAGACAACAACCAGUGAGAUUCCCACUACCGAGCCAAAUUCUCCUGUUACUACAGCUACAGUUACUACAACCACUGAAGGCACAACAACUACCACUCCGACAACAACCAUUGAGAUUCCCACUACUGAGCCAAAUUCUCCUGUUACGACAACUACCGUUACUACAACCACCGAAGGCACAACAACAACUACCACCCCGACAACAACCAGUGAGAUACCCACUACUCAGCCAACUUCUCCUGUUACUACAACCACUCCAAGCACAACAACUACCACCCAGACAACAACCAGUGAGAUCCCCACAAUUCAGCCAACUUCUCCUGUUACUACAGCUACAGUUACUACAACCACUCCAAGCACAACAACAGCAACCAGUGAGAUCCCCACUACUCAGCCAACUUCUCCUGUCACUACAACUACAGUUACUACAACCACUGAAGGCACAACAACAACUACCACCCCGACAACAACCAGUGAGAUCCCCACUACUCAGCCAACUUCUCCUGUCACUACAACUACAGUUACUACAACCACUGAAGGCACAACAACAACUACCACCCUGACAACAACCAGUGAGAUACCCACUACUCAGCCAACUUCUCAUCUUACUACAACUACAGUUACUACAACCACUGAAGGCACAACAACAACUACCACCCCUACAACAACCCCUGAGACUUCCACCGUUAUAAAUUCAUCAGGUACCAGUCAAUCUACACAGGGGAGUUCUGGUCUUCCGUUUUGGGCCAUCAUUCUCAUUUGCUUGGCUGUGGUCCUGGCUCUCACCUGUCUAAGCUGCAUCAUCUACGCGAUUACGCGAUUGUGUAGAAGGAGAAGGCGACCCACAGUGUACGUGGUCAAUGAGGACUUCCAGAAUCCAUUCUAAAGGACUUAACCUUUUAUAAAAAGUCAUAUAGUACCGUGGUGGAAAAAAAGAGAAAGUGCAGGAAAAAACAGCAAAUCUAAAAAGUCUUCUCCAGGGGCACAAAGUCGGGGUCGGCCGAAUUCAACGUACCACAUGAUCUCUUAUCUUAGUAGUCUUAUGAGUAUGUUGGAAACAUGUUCUUUAGUCUGAAAAGGAGAAGCCAUGUGGCCUAUGUUCUCCACCUCAUCCAGUCCAGGAACAUCUGAAGAUGACAUCUGACAAAUGCGAUCGCCAGUCACAUACGAUGGAAGAGCCUGUAGAGGAUCGUUUAUGCUUCAAAAUACCCUUUUUCCCUCUGCAUGUAGAAGGGUGGGGAGUGAAUUCAGAAGGACAUGUUAAAAUAUUUUUUGUUUUGUGUGCCUCUACAGAGAUUUUUUUGAUUUGACUUCUCAAUCGAAGGCAUUUUAGACUUUCUUGCUGUCUGUAUGGAUUUCGGACCGCUGCUGUCAAUCUUGUGCAUGUUCUACCCAUUUUGCACAGUAUUUAGGGUGUCAAGAGAAAACAACAUGGCCACAAUGAGUCUUGAAAUGUACUAAAGAUGUGCACUUUUUUGCCGCAAAUGCCACAUUAUUAGGGGCAUGGACAUCAGCUACAAGGUCUCAAAAGAAAGAGAAAUAUUUGAUGCCACCAAUGUUACUGUGAUAAACAUAAGCAAGCCAUGUGGCCUAUAGAGAGAAGCUUAAGGUGGUCCCAUCUAGUGGUAACAUUUGAGGCUUCUAGGUCACAAUUCAAAACCUAUAACACAGCUUCCCCACUCCUCCUAAAUGUGUAGUAUCGUUUAUAGCUCUUGUCCUUCAUAUUGGGUACAGGGACCUUUUGGGGCAGCUCUGGUUUUAGGGUCUGGUGCUACUACAACCACUGUACGUCCUUGAUCACAUCCCGUUUGCUACUUCAUAGUAAGAAACUGUGCAGGAACAGAGUAACUGCAUUGUUAACAAAGUUGUAAGGAAUAGAUGGGCAUGUGAACCCAACAUCACAAUGGGUAUCCUAGUUCAAUAUUUUAUAUGGGGUCCCAUGCAUUAAUUAGAGGGCAUCAUGGGCCAAGAGUCUAGGGGUCGCUACAUCAUUGGCGACCUAGUAGGCCUCCUGUUCUACCUUCCAUGAUGGUUCGUCGUCGGCCACAUAUGUCUGUGGUUCUAUGUGUCUCCAUAAUACCAACAGACUUAACUUAAAAGGGACAUGCAUAAAAGUUUCCAAGGAGGUACAAAGGAGGUCAAAUGGGGAGGAAAUAUGGCAGACCCCAUUAAUUGUUUUGCCUGGAGGCCUCCACCAACCUUAAUACGACUUUGAUGGCCUUCCUCUCUUCUUUAUACUCAAUACCAACCCAAACAUGGCAGCCAUGUCAACAAAUCAUUUUUUCCUGAAGGUGCAAUAAAAAAAAUAUUCAUAUAUAUCACCUGCACUAUAUUAUCACUUUAAUUAUAAUGUUUUGUACAAAAAGAUAUAUAUAUUCUGAGGUUGUUGCCAGACUAAGCUGGGCUGAGUGUGGCAGACAUUACCUUGGUUGGUAUAGGAUGUUGAUGUAAAUAUGUUAUCUAUCUGUUAUCUCUCGUUCUGCACGUCUUAUAUAGCUGGCUAUGUACAAUGAGCUGCAAUCUAUUUAUUUAAGUCAUUAUUUGUAAAUUCAAUUAAAUUAUUUGUGCAAAAAAUAUGACAUAUUUAUUUGACAAAAUGAUUUACUUACAUUUGUAAAAUAAAAAAGAUUAUAAUUUCCCAAAAAUUUGUAGGUGAUGAGACAGGUUACUGUUUGUACAGUCCUUUUAAUGUUCAACUACACUA
Hyla sarda is the source of this 10191-nucleotide messenger RNA. RefSeq names its product mucin-2-like. The coding region runs from base 1 to 8373 and encodes 2790 amino acids. Gene Ontology annotation, molecular function: protein binding. The transcript has 6 exons. NCBI's taxonomy places the organism in Eukaryota, Metazoa, Chordata, Amphibia, Anura, Hylidae. The record is from RefSeq and is a predicted model, not a curated record.